AUGUCGAUCGGACCCGAGCUGAUCUCCGCUUCCGCACCCACCCUCUCAGCCUCAUGCAUCAUCCAAUCGUCCGCGAUGAUCCCCGUGAUGGAUCUCAUCCCCUCCCUGAGGACGUACGAGGUCAUCGAGCCGUCGGAGAUCCGCGGACUGGUCUUCGACGACCCCGAUUCGACCCGGGUGCAUCCCAGGGAGAUGACCGUCGCGCUCCAAGCCUUCGGGGUCAAGUACGAACUCCAGCUGGAGCGAGUGGACGACCUGUUCGGCGCGGAAUACGGGCACUACUCCUGGGACGUCGACGCCGCGCGCGUGGUUCCCCCCGCGAACCACGACGACGACGACGACGACGACGCGCGCCGAUCGAUCCGUCGCGAUCACUGCCACUACCGCGGCGUCGUGCGCUCCGCCGUGCCCGUCGGCGCGGACGUCGGAGACGCCUCGCUGGACCGCCGCUCCUUCCACGAGGCGUUCGCCCCGACGCACACGCGAGUCCGCGCGUCCCUCUGCGACGGCAUCACCGCGCGGAUCGUCGCCGACGACGUCGUGAUCCACCUCGAACCCGCGCACAGGCACGUCGCCGGGUACCCGAUGCGUUCGGACGACCCGAAGACCUCGCCGGUGGUGGCGUACCGGGACGCGGACGUUCGGGAUGACGCGCCCCGCGGGAUGACGCGUUACGCGCCGCGACCGCGGAUGACGACGGUGGAGUUGGACGGCCCCGGGGGCGGCGCGGGGGUCGACGGGGCGACGACGCCCGGUGACGGCGACAAGCCGGGGAGACGACCGGGAACCGGAAUCGACGACGGGAUGACCUUCGAAGGGAUGACCUUCGACGACGGCGGCGUCGGCGAUGGGAUGACCUUCGACGACGUCGUCGACGGCGGCGUCGGCGGCGGCGGCGGUCGGGGUUCGAGGCGGCGCGCGCUCGAUUCGUCGCUCCCGAAUCGAUACCUCGAGCUGAUUGUCGUCAACGAUAAGACCCGUUGCGACGCGUUCGCCGCGAUCGACGGCUCGAUCACCUCCGCGGAGCUGGACGCCAUGCACGCGGACAGCAUCGCCGUCGUGAACCAAGUCGCCGGAUACUACGACACGAUCGGCACCGUGAACAUGGAGAUUGUCCUCGUCGCGCAGGUGGACUGGUGCACCGGCGAUCCGUACACGAUCACCGCGGAAUCCAACGGCGAACGCGACGCGGAUACACUGCUCGGCAAGUUCCAAGCUUGGCACGGUGCCAACCUCGCGUCGCUGCCCAGCAACGACGACGCGCACCUCUUCAGCGGCUACGACUUCAAGGGGAACACGAUUGGUUUGGCCGGGUUGAACACCAUCUGCAGCAACCGGGAGUACUGCGGCUACAAGUACAACUGCCCGCCGGUCAAAGCCGCGUGCGACGAGCUCGGCGAUAAUCAAUGCCUCACGAUCAGCGGCGUCCAGAGGUGCUGCUACGCCUACCAACAGGCCUCCAUAUCGGAGGUGAACACGGUUAGGGGCACGGCAGCUUCCGCCGUGGUCGUCGCGCACGAGAUUGGCCACCAGAUGAACUUCAACCACGACGGCUUGUCGUCCGAUUCCGUCGCGGCUUCCUGCGCGGAGAGCGGCUACAUCAUGGGCGCGGUGAGCGCGGGCGGCGAGAGCGACUGGUCCGAUUGCACCAAGACCAAGUUCAAGAACGUCAUCUUCGACGACGUCCACGCGUGUCUCAACACGGGCGUGACGACAAAGUGCGGCAACGGGAUCGUCGAAGCCGGCGAGCAGUGCGACUGCGGCGCGUCGGAUUGCACCGGGAAGGACGCCUGCUGCGACGGCGCGACGUGCCAGCUCACCGCCGGGUCCGAGUGCUCCGCGACGGACGGCUGCUGCUCGAGCUGCAAGGUGGCCGCCGCCGGCGUCGUGUGCAGAGCCGCCGCAAAUUCCUACUGCGACGUGGCGGAAACCUGCGACGGAAGCGGAUCCAAGUGCCCCGCCGACGUCGGGAAGCCCCUGGGAACCGCGUGCGAGGACGCCAACGGCGAUAAGGGCGCGUGCUGGGGAACGAAGUGCUCCAACCUUCAGCACACGUGCGACACGAUGGAUACGAGCAGUCAAAACUUUGGGGGGGGGAAAUCGGCGUCGUCGUUGUGCGGCUACUCGAGACCGGACGGGAAGGCGUACGCGGGUCCGUUCACCGCGGAUUACUGCACGAUGGACGUCUUGUGCUUCCCCGGCGGCGACGAGGCGACUUGUGCGCUCAGUUACUACACCCUCACCAACCAUCGGAUGAUGACGGGGUUCCCAUGCGGCGAUCCCGUGGACGGUGUGUACUCUAAGGUUUGCGACGGGGGAACAAAGCCGGGCUACAACGGUGGCGGCGGCUCGUGCGUCACCGUGGCGUCGAUGACCCCGCCGCCGCCUCCGUUUCCGCCGCCGUCGCCGCCGCCGCCGGCGUCCACGUCGUCGUCGCCGUCGCCGCCGCCGCCGCCGGCGCCCCCGCCGCCGUCGCCGCCCCCCGCCCCUCCCCUGUCGACGGCCGUGAACCUCAAGCUCGGCGGCAUGACCACGUACGACGCCAACAUCGAGGCCAAGAUCGUGAGCGCGUUCGUCGCCGCCCUACCCACGGCGGCGUCGGGCGCCACCGUGGUCGUCCGCUCCAGGUCCUUCUCCCUCAAGUCCCACAUGACCUUUGCCGGGUUCACCGUCGAUACCUUCCCGGACGCCACGUUCAAGUCCAAGUGCGCCGCCGACCUGGGCGUCGCGGACGGGUCCGUGACGAUCACGGCGAAGACGGCGACGAGCGGCGCCCGGCGAAGGCACACGCGAAGGAGCAUGCUCGCCGCCGGCGUCAAGGCUGAUUACGACGUCGCCAACGCGGGUCUCUCGUUUUCCGCCGCCUCGGUCAUCGGCGGUCGUACCACGUCCGCCGGAGCGUUCACGGCGCUCGCCGCGGCGAUGGGCGUCUCGCCGACGGUCGCCACGGAGGCGCCAAAGUACGGCGUGAAGCUGGAGAUGCAGGCGACGGGGGCAGACGCGGGGGCCGUGGCGGCGAUGGACGCGGCGCUCACCGACCCGGGCUUUAAGGAUUCGCUCGGGAAGGAGCUGACGGGCAAGGGCGUCGGGGCGGAGGUGGAGAGCGUGAGUUCGACCGCGAGCCCGCCGCCGGCGUCGUCGUCGGAUGACGACGACGCGAUGACCAUCGUUUACGUGGUGGUCGCGGUCGCCGCGGUCGCGCUCACCGCCGCGACGGUUUUCGCGCUGGGGAAGUUGGGGGUGCUCAAGCUCGGGAAGUUCGGCGGCGCCAAGGUUCAGCCCGAGGGGGGCGCGACGGAGGCGCCGAAGAAGGCUUCGAGCGCGAGCAAGGUGGCGCCGAGCCCGUGA
Micromonas commoda is the source of this 3348-nucleotide messenger RNA. Its product is annotated as Propeptide/ADAMs family protein fusion. Gene Ontology annotation, molecular function: metalloendopeptidase activity. The transcript has a single exon. The record is from RefSeq and is a predicted model, not a curated record. Bases 1 to 3348 code for a protein of 1115 amino acids. NCBI's taxonomy places the organism in Eukaryota, Viridiplantae, Chlorophyta, Mamiellophyceae, Mamiellales, Mamiellaceae. Gene Ontology annotation, biological process: proteolysis.